AUGGCUAAGAUUCUGGGUAGAAAUGUCAAGAGUUUAGUUAAAAAGGGUUUUUGGAAAGGAGCAUUCAUUCAUAACAGCAUUGAUCCUAUCUCCCACUCUCAAUUUGCUGAUGAUACAAUUCUCUUUGGGGAAGCCACUGAAAAGGAAGCAAUGGUUAUUAAGAAACUUUUGAAUGACUAUGAAAUAGGCUCAGGGCUAUCAUUUAAGGCAGCAAAAGAAUUAGACAAUCUUUUCAAAAAGUUUUUGUGGGAAGGAGCUCAAGAGAAAAAGAAGUUUCCUCUCAUCAACUGGGAUACAACCUGUUUAAUAAAAUUGGAGGGAGGAGCGGGUCUAAGAAAAAUGGAUUUUCACAAUCAAGCUCUUGGGGCUAAAUUAGCAUGGAAAAUGUAUUCUCAACCUCACAAAACAUGGUGUAAGAUUAUGGUGGCUAAAUAUUUGGAUUCAACUGAAGCAGAAAGGAUAUUUACAGUGGCCAACUCAAUUAAGGGAUCCCCAAUUUGGAAACAUAUUUGGGAAAGCGGGAGCAUAUUAAUAGAGCACCUGACAUGGAAAAUAGGAAAUGGUGGAAAGGCAAAAUUUUGGAGAGAUUCAUGGAAUGGUGACAUUUCUUUAGCAGAAGAAAUAGACAAGGAAUGGAUUUAUGAAGUGGAAACAAAGGUAGGCUAUUAUGUGGCAGAUUAUAUUUUGGAAGGGCAGAAGGAAUCAGAUUGGAUUAAAUGGAAAUCAGUUGGGGAAUGGAAGAUGGAAAAAAACAUGCAGUUAAAAGACAUUCUAAACAGGAAAAAAAAAAAUUAUAUAUCUUAA
Cryptomeria japonica (Japanese cedar) is the source of this 804-nucleotide messenger RNA. RefSeq lists its product as uncharacterized. Lineage: Eukaryota; Viridiplantae; Streptophyta; Pinopsida; Cupressales; Cupressaceae. The record is from RefSeq and is a predicted model, not a curated record. Bases 1 to 804 code for a protein of 267 amino acids. The transcript is spliced from 2 exons.